Molecule: messenger RNA, 1779 nt
Organism: Penicillium daleae
Lineage: Eukaryota; Fungi; Ascomycota; Eurotiomycetes; Eurotiales; Aspergillaceae
Product: dolichyl-P-Glc:Man(9)GlcNAc(2)-PP-dolichol alpha-1,3-glucosyltransferase ALG6
Exons: 3
Coding region: 1-1779 (592 amino acids)
Biological process (GO): protein N-linked glycosylation
Cellular component (GO): endoplasmic reticulum membrane
Molecular function (GO): dolichyl pyrophosphate Man9GlcNAc2 alpha-1,3-glucosyltransferase activity
Source: RefSeq, a predicted model, not a curated record
AUGGCCCCUCCUACUCCCUCCUCGCAUCGCCCCCGCAAGAAGAGAAAGAACCCGACGGCACCGGGCUCGAACAACAGCCUGAUCGUGGAUGUGGGAGACGGGAAACAAUCACCUGCAUUUCCACUGGUCUCAUUUCUGUGGGCGGCACGGGCUGGCGUCUCGCAAUGGCUGAUCCUGCCUCUGACGCUCAUGGCCGUGGGCCUCUUCCGUUGGGCUGUCAGUCUGUGGGGUUACUCUGGGUUCAAUGUUCCUCCAAUGCACGGUGAUUUCGAGGCUCAAAGGCACUGGAUGGAGAUCACUACCCAUCUGCCAAUGGCCAAAUGGUAUCUCUAUGAUUUGCAGUAUUGGGGCCUGGAUUAUCCCCCAUUGACCGCAUACCACAGCUGGCUAUGCGGUAAGAUUGGUUCGGCCUUUGACCCUGCAUGGUUUGCCUUGGACGAAUCCCGGGGAAUCGAGGGAUCGGACUUGAAGGUCUACAUGCGCGCCACCGUGUUCAUCUCCGAAUAUUUCGUUUACGUCCCAGCCAUCGUCACCUUCCUUCGCCGUUAUUCCCGCAUGCACGGGGUGCACGCGUGGUCCGCCUCAAUCGCCCUCGUUGCCAUCCUCCUCCAACCGGCGACCAUUUUGAUCGAUCAUGGCCACUUCCAAUACAAUACUGUGAUGCUGGGCCUCAUGGUUGCAAGUCUGGAUGCUAUACUAGCUGGACGGAUGCUGUGGGCCUGUAUCUUCUUUGUCGGCGCAUUGGGAUUCAAGCAGAUGGCAUUAUACUACGCGCCCGUCAUGUUCGCUUAUCUCCUUGGCGUCUGUGUCUUCCCGCGCAUUCGUAUCCUUCGGCUUCUUAACAUUGCUCUCAUUACACUCGCCGCGUUCGCCCUACUGUUUGCCCCGCUUCUGUAUGGCGCUACAAAGGCGGAGGCUCGAGAGCUCUUUGCGUCUUCGCCACAGCCUCCGCUGCUGCAAGGCCUUCCGAUUGCUCUCGAUAAGAACUCCGUGGCUUAUGCUCUACUUUUCCAGACGACGCAAAUUAUCCACCGCGUGUUCCCAUUCGCCCGUGGUUUGUUCGAGGAUAAGGUGGCCAAUGCCUGGUGCGCUAUUCACACUUUCUACAAGCUGCACCGCUUCGAGGCUUCUCUGCUCCAACGUGCGUCUCUCGGCGCUACACUAGCUUCGAUCCUUGUCCCAUGUGCCAUCAUAUUCCGCCAUCCUCGGGCUUCCCUCCUCCUCCCUUCUUUGUCUUGUGUCUCAUGGGGCUUUUUCCUCUUCUCCUUCCAAGUGCAUGAGAAGAGCGUGCUUCUUCCUCUACUCCCCAUGACUCUGACCUUGGCUGGUGACGGCGGCCUCAGCAAACAAAACCGCGCGUGGGUUGGCUGGGCUAAUAUCCUUGGCUCAUGGACCAUGUAUCCGCUUCUGAGUCGUGAAGAGCUGCGGUUGCCUUACAUUGUCAUGACUCUGCUUUGGGCCUAUCUGAUGGGUCUUCCUCCAACUUCAUUUGAGAUCUUCCGAAGCAGGGCUUCUCCUGAAGAUGCUCCGCUGGAACCGCAUAUCUUUAGCAAGCUCUUACAUCUAGCAUUCUACCUGGCCAUGAUUGGUUGGCACAUUCUGGAAGCGUUUGUGCCUCCACCUGCCGGCAAACCGGAUCUGUGGGUGGUCCUCAACGCCUUGAUCGGUGCGGCCGGGUUUGGACUUGCCUACCUUUGGUGUAUGUGGAAUUUGGUGGUCCAAUGUCGUGAAAUUGACCUUCGGGCAGCUGAAGAGGAGAACCGGAAGAAGAAGCAUUAA